AUGCUCGCCGAUCUGAACAGAAAAUACCUCGAUACUUUGGAAAAACGCCCAUUGGCAACUAAGGCGCUAACUGCGGCUAUACUAAAUGGACUCAACGAACAGCUAGCCACCUACUUUGCUGGAGAAUCCAGAAAGACAACUAUCAAGAUCGGGUGCAAAGAGGUGCAGCUCUCACAUUUCCUCACAAAACGCGUCCCUUUGAUGUUUCUGUACGGCCUCCUGAUCAACGGUCCUUUUUCUCAUUAUGCGUACAAACUUCUACAUCUAGUUUAUCGUCCACCACUGGGUCCUAGAAAAAGACUAGCCCAGAUCCUCACUUCCCUGGUGACUAUCACGCCGGCCAUUUCUGCCCUUAUGAUCUCCUACAUCUCGCUAAUCUCGAGCACUAAUAUUGCGAAUGUCAAGGACUUGUCAUCUGCCAAAGCAGAGCUGCUGGACGUGCUUAAGAAAAUCAAGGGUGCACUCCAGAAAUCGCUGGUCUCGGUGGUCCGUUCCUCGUGGAUCUCCAGCCCUAUAUUCAUGCUUGUAGCCCAGAGUUUCCUCAAGCCUAACCAGUGGGCCGUGUUCUUCAACUUCUGCUACUUUGUGCUGGGCACUUACAAUAAUACCAUAAUCAAGCGCAGGCUAAAGGAACAGAGCUCGAACACAGAAAAACAAAAAUGA
This is a messenger RNA of Ogataea haglerorum, 663 nucleotides long. RefSeq lists its product as uncharacterized. Bases 1 to 663 code for a protein of 220 amino acids. Lineage: Eukaryota; Fungi; Ascomycota; Pichiomycetes; Pichiales; Pichiaceae. The transcript has a single exon. The record is from RefSeq and is a predicted model, not a curated record. Gene Ontology annotation, cellular component: membrane; cytoplasm.